UGAACAGUGCAACAGUGUGUCCUCAUUGUCUCUGUGUGUUAAAGUUGACAGCUGACUUUGCUCUCUUCAUUAAAAUGGACAGUGCUUUUGAUAACCUGGAUGCAGCUGGUUUCCUGGAAAUCUGGCAACACUUUGAUGCAGAUGAUAAUGGCUACAUUGAGGGCAAAGAGCUGGAUGACUUUUUCCGUCACAUGAUGAAGAAACUGGGGCCACAGGAGAAGGUGACUGAAGAGAGGGUCCAGAGACUGAAGCAAAGGUUUAUGUCCGCCUAUGAUGACACUGCUGAUGGGAGACUACAGAUUCAGGAGUUGGCCAACAUGAUCCUCCCUGAAGAUGAGAACUUCCUGUUAGUUUUCCGCAGAGAAGCUCCUCUGGACAACAGUGUGGACUUCAUGAAGAUAUGGAGGAAGUACGAUGUCGACUGCAGCGGCCACAUAUCAGCUCAGGAGCUCAAGGCUUUCCUGAAAGACCUGUUCCAACAGCAUCACAAGGAAGUGUCAUCUGACAAGCUGGAGGACUACACGGACACAAUGAUGAAAAUCUUCGACAAAAACAAGGAUGGCUGUUUGGAUUUGAACGACUUGGCCAGGAUCUUGGCUCUAGAGGAGAAUUUCCUGCUGCAGUUCCAGAUGGAUGCCUGCAGCAAAGAGGAGAGAAAGAGAGACUUUGACAAGAUCUUUGCCCAUUAUGAUGUUAGCAAGACAGGAGCGCUUGAGGGUCCAGAGGUGGACGGUUUCGUCAAAGACAUGAUGGGGCUGGUCAGGCCCAACAUCUCGGGUCCUGAGCUGGACAGGCUGCGAGCCGUUCUGCUGCGUCACUGCGACGUCAACAAGGACGGGAAGAUCCAGAGAAAUGAGCUAGCUCUGUGUCUGGGAGUCAGACCUAGACCUUAGAGAGGAGAGCUGUAUCAUGAAACACUGAACCUGUAUUUGUUGUAUAGUCAGUAAUGAUAGAAUGUUAUUUUGAUUUUUUGAUUAAUGGGUUACUUCAAGGUCACUACUCAUAAAGAGUUAUUUGAUGCUGAAUAUGAUAGAAGUGCAAUCCGAUGCUGUGUGAUGAAAAACAAAAUUAGAUGAUGUUGCAUCCCCUCUGACUUUAAAUGGCAGUGUUUCCUGUGCAUGUUGUGAGAUGUGAAUGUUUUUUGAUUAAAAUGACCGUCCUGUAAGAUUUGUGCCACAUUCAUCAGUUUGUCAGUCGUCCAACACGCUCGUGUGGAUUUUGAAAACGUGGAAUGGUUUUAAUUGCAAUAUAGACUUUCUUCUUUGAGUUUGGUGCUGGAGUACACUUGGCCAUGACUGAUGUUUGGUCAUUUGCACGUUUCUGUGCCAAAAAGACGCUACAGUACAGUCUGCUGUUGUAAUUUUAAUAUCAUGUGCAGUUGAGGAAUAAAACUAUGACAAAUGA
Chelmon rostratus (copperband butterflyfish) is the source of this 1404-nucleotide messenger RNA. Its product is annotated as secretagogin-like. Lineage: Eukaryota; Metazoa; Chordata; Actinopteri; Chaetodontiformes; Chaetodontidae. The coding region runs from base 75 to 893 and encodes 272 amino acids. Gene Ontology annotation, cellular component: cytosol; nucleus; synapse. The record is from RefSeq and is a predicted model, not a curated record. The transcript has 11 exons. Gene Ontology annotation, biological process: regulation of long-term synaptic potentiation; regulation of presynaptic cytosolic calcium ion concentration. Gene Ontology annotation, molecular function: calcium ion binding.